GACUAUACUUGUUUAAGGUUAGAAAGGCUAUAAUUGCAAAACACUAAGCUCGGUAGUUCUUAGACGGGCAAACAGUGGAAUAUCGCGGGGUGGAAUUACAAAUGUCGCAGAUCUCCGACUUAGUGGUUUCUGAAUAUUAAUAAGCCUAUGCCUUACUAUAUAAUAAGCUAUUGUUCCAAGCAAAGGACCUGACUCCUAUGGAAUCGUGGAGGCUAAAGGACGAUCUAGAUCUAGAAGAUUUUGGUGGCUUAUGGCUCUCUCAUCCUACCUCUAGAAAUGGGCGGAUUUGCGGCGUAAAUCCAGAAUCCGUAGGCGAAAUGACCCUGGAUCAGGGGGAGGGCACAGACCAGUUCAC
This is a messenger RNA of Mollisia scopiformis, 355 nucleotides long. RefSeq lists its product as uncharacterized. Lineage: Eukaryota; Fungi; Ascomycota; Leotiomycetes; Helotiales; Mollisiaceae. The annotation marks the transcript as partial. The transcript has a single exon. The record is from RefSeq and is a predicted model, not a curated record.